UCAAUUUAAAAAUAACAUUUAUGUACAAUGCUCAAAAAAAUGCAUCCUGUUUUGUAUUUGCUCUGGUUCUUGCAGCUUCUGGGACAUCUUUUUUUUCUCCUGAUGUUGACAGCAUCUUUGUCUUUUCUUCUGAAAUGGAUGAUAUUUAGAUUCACAAAUCUUCCAUAUGCUUUACUUCUCAUCCAACUUGACUUCUUGACUCACAGGCUCAUCAUGCUGACAGAGAAUUUGCUUCCUUGAGCAAAAGAAGCAAAGAAAGUGCAUAAGUGUGUAAAAUAGCUGCAUGUCUGCUGGUGAUGGUGAAGUGGGUAGAAACAUCUCAAGCAUUCUUGGACAGAAACAAAUAAUAAUAAAAAAAAUCUCUCUAGGAGUUUGUAAAGCAGUUUCUAAUAGCAUUUACAUUUUAGAGAUUUUAGAUGAAAGACUCAUAUUUAUAAUUUUUAUCUACACCAUUCCUUUUUUUAUUAACAUGACAUUCUAUUCCAUUGACUGAAAUAUUCAAGUUAAAGGCUGCUACUUUUCUGAAUUGUCCAGUCUGAGAUUCUGCUGCUCCAAUAAAUAUGGGUGGCAAAACAUAUGUAUGAUGAAGUAUUUAAAAGUUUAACAAAAGUAAUCAGAAUUCUAUUAAAAAUUUUUUAGAUACUGUUCGCGAUAUGAACUAAAUUAGCAUUCUCUCAUAAAUAUAUAUAUUUUUAAAUCUCAAACUCUUGGAGAGAUUCUUUAGGAGAAUAGCUGCAUAUUUGAGGUAACCAUGUCUAUUUAAAUGUGAAUCUGUGGAUGACUAAUUUUUUUGCAUUGUAGAACAGGAGGGCUUUCGAAAGAGCAGAGGAUGCAAAAAGGACUGAGAACAUGGAGGUCCAAAAAGCCAGAGAGGAAGUAGAAAUUAGACAACUUAAGGAACGGAUCCAAGAACAGGAAGCUUUGCUUACGGAAAGGGAAGCACAGGUGGAGAAGCUGGAAGUAGAACUAGAAACACAAAAGAAGAUCGUUGAGGAUUUAAACUUUCAGAAAGCAAAGCUUGAGCAUGAUGUCAGUCAGUAUAACACUGAGUUAGACAUAGUGAUUAAAGACAAAGCUGCACUUGAACAGGAAUUAAAGUACACCAAAACUUUAAUGGAGCAGUCGGAGGCCACCUCUUCUCUGACUCAGAAGAAACUUGAGGAAGUCUUAAAGAAAGAAAAUGAUGCACAGACUUCCAGCCUACAAAGAAAAACAAAUGGACAGGAAGUAGAUUUAGCAGCAGAGGAGUUACAGAGUGAAGUUCCAGCUAAAAGCAAUGAUCAGACAGCAAAGUCUUUGGGACUUGAGAGCCAAUCAGAACUGGGCACCCAACUCGAGGAAUCUGCAGACAGAAUGCAUGAUGUCUUGCAGCAGAAACUGGAUGAACUAUCUCAGGUCCAGAAAAAAGCAGAGAUGGCUGAGGAGAAAGCACAAAGCUAUAAAAAGCUUCUGGAUGACAGCAACAACAGACUGAAAAAACUGCAGAUGGAGAUAGAAGGAGAACGUGUCCAGACUAGACAGAAUUCAGAUGAUUUCCACCAGGAAAUGCUGAACAUGAAAAAAUCCAUCUCUGAAUUUCAGGAAGAAAUCAGAACUCUCCAGAGAGCAAAGUCCUCAUUGGAGCAAAGCAACUUUUUCCAAACCACCGAAGUAGAAGGCCUUAAAGAGCAGCUGAAGAUCACCCAAUCAGAGCUGCAGAAGAGAAGCUCUGUAGAGCAGGAGAACUCCUACAAGAUAAACAACCUAGAGGAAGAGGUAGCUUCCAAACAGUCAGCCAUAGAUCAGCUGAAAACAAAAUGCAAUGAGUUGAUGAGGAUGAACGUCUCGUCUGAUAGUGACAUUCGAAGUCUUCAGAUCCAAAUAGAGUCCGUGGAAAAAGAAAGAUCAUUCUCUGAACAAAAGAUAAAAUCUUUAAAGAAUGAGGUGGAGAGCUGGAAACAACAGCUUCAAAUCUCGAAGGAUGAGAGCAACACAGUGAAGAGAUCUGAACAUGCCCUGCAGAUCAAAUACAAGAACCUCGAGGCAGAACUUCAGAGGAGUGAAAACGUUACAUCUCAGCUGCAGAAGAAGAUUGAUCAGCUCAAGCAGAUCAACUUAGAAGUGGAGCAGAAUGCCAAGAAUGUGAAAGCCAAACUUGAUCAAGUGAUGAUGGAGAUUGAGAGCAAGGACCAGCAAAUUAAAAUCUUCAAGUCACAGAUAGAGGGUGCUAAAUCUCAGGUUAGAAUUAUUGAUGAGGAGCUAACUAAGAAAACGCAGACCAUGCAUGAGCUUCAAAUUAAAUUGCAAGAACAUAGUGAGGAGACAAAGAUCAUUGUUGAUCUGCAGCAGAAAUUAAAGUCCCAAAAUGGAAAAAUCAUAAAUUAUGAGAAAGAAAUAGCAAAUCUGAAAUUAGAACUACAAUCUGUAUUUGCCGAGAAAAACAUUGUAAAUCAGAAAGUUCACGUGCAGAAAGCUGAAAUAAAUGAUUUGAACGAGAUGCUGAAGAAAAUAAAUGUGGAGCUGCAAAAAGAAUCUGAUGAAAGUCAGAAACAUCUGCAUAAACUUAAAACUCUAGAAGAAGAACUUUUACAACACAAGGAGAGCUUUAAAGGAAUAGCAAACAACUCUGAAAAAGUAAUCGAAAACCUAAAGCAGGAAAUUUAUACGCUUCAGAAUGAAAAGGCAGCAGUGGAAAGGAAGGUAGUGAGUCUGAAUGUUCAACUUUCAGAGGUUAGCUCCGUAAUGCAAAGAGCAAAAGAUGAACUAGCUCAAGAGACAAAAGAAAGAAAAUCGAAAGAAUCUAAAAUUAUUCUGCUAGAGACUGAAAUCAAAGAAAUCAUGUCCAGCUCUGACAAAUCCCAAUCAAAUCUACAACGUGAAAACACAGUCCUGAAGAGGGAGAAAUCAGAGAUGCUGGAAAAAACCCUUUCUCUGGAAACAGAACUCAGAAUGCUAAAAGACAAGCUGCAACAUAGCCAAACAGAUGCAGAGAUAAAGCAAAGAGAAAACUUUACUCUUCAGCUAAGGUCCCAGCAGAUGGAGGAACAGCUGGAGAAAUGUAAGAACAUGCUAGAGGAGCUAAAGGGUAAACUUGAACUCCAGAAAGAAGGCUAUGAGAGGCAGCUGUCACUUAUGCAGGCAGAAAUUGAGAAGAAAAUGAUUUUGUUGCAGUCUGAGAUUGCAAAGGAAGGCCAGCAGUCACAAAGUGGGGAAUUAGCAGAGAAACUCAACAAAUAUUUUAAGCAAGAUGUAAAACUGAUUAAAACUCUGCAACAAAACACAGUAGAAUCAAGGCACCAUAUGGACAAAAUGGAGAAAAUGGAGCGACAAAGAACAAAGCUUGAGCAAGACUUGUUGAAAGCAAAGUCUGAGAUUACCCAACUUGAGGAUGAAAAACUGAAACUCUCCACUAAAAUAAAUUCUCUGCAAAGCCUCUACAAUCAACAGUCAGUUGAGAGAACAAAGUUUGAACAAAAGCUGUCAGAUAGUGAGCACAAACUGUUACUGAAAGAAAAUGAAGCAAGAGCCCUACGAGAACAAAUAGAGUUGUACGUCAGAGAGCUGAAAAACCUGCAGAAAACUUUGUUGACUCUGAGAGGAGCAGUGACUGAAACCGUCCAUUCAAAAGUGGAAAAUAGCAAAGCUAAUCUGUUGAAGGCAAAUGUUCCCAUGGAGAAGAAAAUAACGACAGUAAUUGAAGGAGCAAAGAGCAGAAUCGAGGAUGAACCUCUCAAUAUUCAAAAGAUGGAGACGAUGGAAAGAGAAAACGUUCUCGAAGGAAUUAAGCAAGUCAAGGAAGUUGCCUCUCUUUACGUAACCCCCAGUAUUCAAGCAAAAAAUCUGCAGCACAUUGCUCACAAAAGUAAAAUUUCAUCCGAUCUUCCCAGCACAGUCAAAGUGCCGGGAUACAUGGCUCUGUGUGGACUUAACGACCCAAGGCCCAAGAAUGAAACUAACAUCAGUAAGACAGGCACUUACCAAGUCAGAGAAACUCAUGAAGCCAUAAAUACAUCUGAAAAAAGUACAGGAAAAUCUUAUGGAACACAGCACAUAUCCUCUUCCCAGAAACACCAGGAGUUAAUUGGGAGUCCUGACAUUCAUUACUGGAUCAAGCAUAAGCUUCUGGAUGAGGGGGUUUUACAAAAGUUAGAGAUGGGCCUCCUCACUGUUGAAGAAGUGCAAGCAUCACUUAUUCAUCACAUGGAUAAACCUGCCACUGUAGCUGGACUUUAUGUAGAGUCGAGUAAGAAAAAGACGCCCUUCCUAGAAGCAGCUGAAAAGGGCUUUCUUGCAAAGACAUACGCUCUUGAGUUCCUUGAGGCUCAGGCUGCAACAGGCAGUCUCGUGGAUCUAGCUACAGGAAAAACAGUGUCUGUUGCAGAGGCGCUAGAGAAAGGCAUCAUAGAUCUAAGUAUGAAAGAGAAACUGAAGGAAGCAGAGAAAGCUGUUAGUGGCUACAUCUGUAAGGGCAGAAAACUUUCUGUCUUUCAGGCAAUGGAGGAGAGAAUUAUAGAUAGAUUUAAAGGCAAGAAGAUACUGGAGGUCCAGGUUUCUUCAGGAGGGUUGUUUAACCCAGAAACAGGAAUGAAAGUCCCAACUUUUAUUGCAUUGAAUGAUGGUCUCUUAAACAAAGAGACUCUGCAGAGUCUGCAUGAUCCAGUGAGCAACCCAAAAGGUUUCCACAGCCCUGACACCGGACAGAGGGCAUACUACGAUGAAAUACUUAAAACCUGCUUAUUUGACAUCAAUGGCAGUGUGUUUCUUGUCCCGUUUGGGGAGAGACACUUGACAAACACAUCUCCCAUGAGUCCCCAUAGAAUGUCAGUCGUCAACAGCAGCUGUGGAUCAGAAAUGUCAGUGUACGAAGCCUUCAAGGGGAAACACAUCAACAAGAAGACCUAUCUGUUCCUGUCUCAGCAGGAAAGCAACUGGCAGGAAAACUGUCUGGUUGACCCAAGUGGAAACCUACGUCACUUCAUCACAGAUGCCCGAAGCGGGCGACAGCUUUGUCUCGAAUCUGCUUUAAGUCAAAGAUUUCUUGAAAUGUCUGAGUUUGAAAGCUACCGCAGUGGUCUUUUAAGCAUCUAUGAGAUUGCAGACAUCAUAUUUUCAAGAAGGGUUGUUGUGGAAGAUGCCAAUAGCCCCAUUGCUGGUCUCUGGGACAUCACUAGGAAGAAGAGGCUCUCAGUUCUUCAGGGACUUCAGCAGGGCGUUACUGAUAGAGUGACGGCAUUACGACUGUUAGAGUCCCAAGCCUGCACAGGGGGAAUUUGCGACCCUUCAAAUGGGGAGAAACAUACACUCUCCGACGCUCUGAAAAGAGGUCUUUUAGACGAGGCUCUAAAGCAGCAGCUCCAACAGUUCGAAGAGGCAUUCAAUGGUAUUACCCACCCUCAGACUGGGAAGGUUUUGUCUAUUUUCCAGGCUGUUCAAGAAAACCUCCUCCCAAAGGAUGUGGGUCUCCGCUGCGCUGAAUUUCAGCUGUUGACCGGUGGACUGAUAAAUCCUGACACAAAGGACAGAGUCUGUCUUGAAGAAGUGAUUCAAAGCAAUUUUGUCGACAAGACUACAGCCACUCUGCUCAAAGAUGAGAAGUUCCAAGCUCAAAGCCUCACCUGUCCCAAGACAAAGAGACGAAUCACAUUCAAAGAGGCGCUGGAAAGAAGUGUGUUUGACUGCCACACUGGUUUGAGGUUAUUGGAGGCUACAAAAGUUCAUGCAUUUGGAGCCAAAACAGCAUUUCAUUAUCUUUGUGCAUUUAAGUAAACAUCUGUAAAGGAUAUAUGGAAAUGUGACGUCAAUAUUUUUUCCUUUUGUUGUUUUUUUAUGCCCAUAUUUUACUGCUAUGAUUGAUGUAGGCAAUUCUUCUGCUUUUUGAGAGGAUUGUAAAAUUGUAAAGAACUUACUUUUCUUAUUAACGACAUUUGAGUAUUUAAGAAAUUAAGAAUCCUGCUGAAUGCCUGCCUGUUUUAAUUGUAGAGGUCUGUUGAUGAGGAGAAGCGAGAGCACGGUGAUAAAGUUAGCAAACUGUUGCACUGGAUGUCCGAUGUGAAGCGGACCAUGAACAAUGACGGGAAUGAUCUGAAAGAUAGUAAUGCCAACACAGAUACCUCAAAUAAACACCAGGUAACUCA
This is a messenger RNA of Poeciliopsis prolifica (blackstripe livebearer), 6113 nucleotides long. RefSeq names its product desmoplakin-like. Gene Ontology annotation, molecular function: structural molecule activity. Lineage: Eukaryota; Metazoa; Chordata; Actinopteri; Cyprinodontiformes; Poeciliidae. The record is from RefSeq and is a predicted model, not a curated record. Gene Ontology annotation, cellular component: plasma membrane; intermediate filament; cytoskeleton. The transcript has 2 exons. Bases 850 to 5745 code for a protein of 1631 amino acids. Gene Ontology annotation, biological process: cell-cell adhesion; wound healing; skin development.